AUGAUCACCUUAAGAGAAGUCAUGUCACAGCAAACCCAGUUACUACAGAUGCUCGCCAACAAUCAAGGAGGACGGAACAACUCAGCAUAUGGUGAGUUCAUGCAGGCCAAGCCACCAACUUUCGCAGGAUCUGAGGAACCAAUGGACGUGGAAGAUUGGCUGCGAAUCAUUGAAAAGAAGCUCGCUUUGGUCUGGGCUCAUAAUGGGGACAAGGUAACCUUUGCCACCAACCAAUUGGAAGGAACCACAACUGCGGUCAUAAGAAUGAAGAAGAACGACUUCAGGAGGUUCCGUCAAGGGAACAUGGGCUUACAAGAAUACCUAAAUAAGUUUACUCAGUUGGCUAGGUAUGCCCCAAAGGACCUCACUGAUGAACAGGAGAAAAUUGAGAAAUUUGUUGAAGGAAUGAAUGAUAGGCUGCGUGGAGCUAUGAUCGGACAAGACCACGUCAGUUUCCAGAGUCUGAUUAACAAGGUUGUCCGCUUAGAAAAUGACCAGAAGACAGUGGAGAACAACCGUAAGCGAAGGAUGGCCAUGAGCCGCCCAGUGCAGACCAAUGUACAACGCCCCAAGUUCACCCCGGCACCAGCAUGGAAGCCUUUCCCGAACAACACGGGAGCAAUAGCACCAUACCACCCUGCUACACCCAAGGCAGCGCCUAUCAAGUCCUCGACACCUAUAGCUACUCCUUUCGCCCCGGGCGUUAAGAGAAACCUGAACUGCUUCAACUGUGGGGAAUUGGGCCACUACGCAAGCAGUUGCCCAAAGGCGUGUAGCACCCUUGUGCACACUGGGGCUAAUGCCGUCACCAUCAAGGAUAACGGCACCAUAAACCUAGGUCAUGGUCUAUUCAGGACUCCCCUUAACCCCAAGCCAACUCCAGGAUAUCCGAGGGCACAAGUGAACCAUGUGCAAGCAGAAGAGGCCCGAGAAGCUCCAGACGUACUUAUGGACCAGCAGGGAAGUGAACUAAAGGUCCCCAUGGACCAGGACCCAAGAUUACAUGAGCGAUCCCAUGCGAAGGCGUUCACCAUGCUUGCGCUGGAAGAAAUGCCGGUGGUACAGGAUUACCCUGAUGUAUUUUCCGAAGAACUGCCAGGAAUGCAUCCGGAUAGGGAUAUCGAGUUCAUAGUCGAGCUCAUGCCAGGCACAGCACCUAUAUCAAAGAGGCCUUACCGCAUGCCUGCAAAUGAGUUGGAAGGACUAAAGAAUCAGAUCCGCGAGUUGCAAGAGAAAGGAUUCGUGAGGCCUAGUUCAUCCCCCUGGGGAGCCCCUGUUCUUUUUGUGAAGAAGAAGGAUGGAAGUAUGCAGAUGUGUGUGGAUUAUCACUCGUUGAACGAGGUGAGAAUCAAGAAUCGUUACCCUUUGCCUCGGAUCAAUGAUUUGUUUGAUCAGCUAGAGGGGGCAACAGUGUUCUCUAAAAUUGACCUGCGCUCAGGCUAUCACCAAUUGAAAAUACGAGAAGAGGACAUACAAAAGACAGCAUUCUCCACACGAUAUGGGUUGUACGAGUUCACUGUUAUGUCUUUUGGCUUAACAAAUGCCCCUGCCUAUUUUAUGAACUUGAUGAACAAAGUCUUCAUGGAGUACCUCGACAAGUUUGUGGUGGUCUUCAUCGAUAAUAUCCUCAUAUAA
Molecule: messenger RNA, 1635 nt
Organism: Oryza brachyantha (malo sina)
Lineage: Eukaryota; Viridiplantae; Streptophyta; Magnoliopsida; Poales; Poaceae
Exons: 3
Coding region: 1-1635 (544 amino acids)
Molecular function (GO): nucleic acid binding; zinc ion binding
Source: RefSeq, a predicted model, not a curated record